AAUGGGACGGCCACUGGACACCAGUAACACUCAGGGUGCUGCGGCAGGGACUAGAAGGGGGCGGGGAUAGUGGAAGUUGUAGUUCUGUAUCCCUCCGCCUUCCAGUCACGGCCGUCUCUCAUUCCGGAAGCGUCCAAAUCAGUAACUCGGCUGGCCGCAGGAAUCGGAGUCGAGAGCGGAAAGAUCGAUGAGCCGCUGGCAUUUAGAGUGGAAGAGAAAGCGAAGACGGAGCGGGCAGAAGGCGGGGUGCAGAGAGGAGCCGGCUGGCUGCAGGCUCAGGAUGUCCGCAGACACCAACAGCAGCUCUGGCCUGAUCCUCACCGCUACUCCCAGCUCUACAUCCCUUGUGACAAGCGUGCAGCCAACCUCCAGUACUAUUUUCAACAGCACUAACAUCACCAUACCCCAUGUCUGCUUGGUCAUUCUCUUUGAAGACAUUGGGAAUUCCAGGGUCAGAUACUGGGAUCUCAUGCUGCUAAUCCCCAAUGUUCUCUUUUUUGUGUUUCUGCUUUGGAAACUUCCAUCAGCAAGGGCCAAAAUCCGUGUGACAUCCAGCCCCAUUUUUACCACCUUCUACAUACUGGUAUUUGUGGUGGCUGUGGUGGGAAUCACACGGGCCAUUGUUUCCAUGACUGUCAGUUCUUCCAGUGCAGCUACAGUCACUGACAAGGUCCUUUGGGAAAUCACCAGGUUUUUCCUACUUGCAAUAGAGCUCAGUGUGGUGAUCCUGGGCAUUGCUUUUGGUCACCUUGAAAGUAAAUCCAGCGUGAAGAGGGUUCUAGCAAUCACUGCAGUCUCGUCUCUUGCUUACUCUGUAACUCAGGGCACACUUGAGAUCCUGUACCCCGAUGCACAUCUGUCUGCUGAAGAUUUCAACAUAUAUGGGCAUGGUGGGCGGCAUUUCUGGCUUGCCAGUUCCUGCUUUUUCUUUCUGGUUUAUACCCUGGUGUCUCUACUACCCAAAACACCCCUCAAGGAUCGCAUCUCUCUACCAUCCAGGAAGAGUUUCUAUGUGUAUGCUGUGAUCUUGGCUGCCCUGAACCUGGUCCAGGGAAUAGGAAGUGCCUUGCUGUGUGCUGAUAUUAUAAAUGGAUUAUGUCUUGUGGACGUCACUACGUUCCUGUACUUCAGCUUGUUUGCUCCACUCAUGUAUGUGGCAUUUUUGAAAGGCUUCUUUGGAUCGGAGCCAAAGAUCCUCUUCUCCUACAAAUCCCAGGUGGAUGACCCAGAUGAAACUGAGGUUCACCUCCCUCACCCCUACGCUGUAGCCAAGAAGGAGGGCAUAGACACUGGCUUCUACUCCAACACUCAAAUAGACACCACAGCGUAUCUCGAUGAUGUGGCCUCUAUGCCCCAUGUGGUAGGGAGCAUUAACAGCAUUGACAGUGACCGCUGGAAAGCUAUAAAUGCUUAGUGUUGGACAGCACAUUGGUGCCAGAAUGUCUGGAUCUCAAAGUUUUAAACUUCAGAGACUGAAGUGGUUAUUCCCAUGGAAAGGCAUUGGUCCUGAAAUCUCCUUUUCCAACAUCACCCGAGGAACAAGAUCAACCCCAUCUACAUACAGGAGAGGCCAGAGCAAGUGCUGCUAAACCUUUGCACUGUGUUUCCUUGCUGGGUUGCACUGACAAAGCGUAGAUGAUAUUAUUCAUCUCUGAGCACCCUUCGCUGUCAUAGGGCAGGCGAACAAUGGCGUACUAUUCCACAGCAAAUCUGUCAGCCCGAAAGGAUCAGUAUUCUAUGAAUAAGGCAACAUUUCCUUCAUACGUAUAUACAGUGGUCUUCAGUCCUUAGGAGCCAUUGGCUGAAUUCGAAUGACUCAUCUGUGCUCCUUUAAAUGUCUUCUCUUGUGCGCCGAUUUUUAAAGGGAUUCAGUCCUUAAAUUAUAAAAAAAAAAGUCUCUUUUAACCUUUAAUUCUGGAAAUGCAACAUUUCUUGAAAAUGUUAUAAUCCUUCUCUAAAGGGGCCAGUGAGAACACAUUAUCAGCAUGUACUAUACCCAAACAGGCAUUUUUAUCUUUACCUAUGCAAAACUGACAACACACAAACUGACGUUCUUUUCUUCUUACUGGCAAAUCCGUUGCUACUUUAAAGCAGGUAGACAAAAGUCCUGUGGAUAUUAAUGCAGGCGCCGAUGGGCUUCCCAGUUAAGGACACAUUAGCCCAUUUUAUAUUUUAAGGUAGUUUCCCUUUAAAAAAAAAAAAAGGUUUGACUCCUAGAGAAAAAGAUUUUGCAUUGUAAGACACAGUGCAGACAUUGGUCAUAAUAGUAGCGAUCCACUGUAUUGUUAUUUUAAUUUCAAUGUUUAAUGGAGCAACUUGACUCUAGUGUUGGGUUACAUUUUAUUUUGUUUUUAUAUUUCCAUGGAGCUGCAGAAGAAUCACAUUUGGUUUAAGUGCUGUUUCAUUUUAGGUUUGUAUUUGGCUUUGCUCCCAAUCUGCAGCACCUCUCACAUCUGUAGUUUGAUUGGCAGGACUGGGAGGCAAACUAGGAGGAUGUCACAAUGGGCAAGGCUGCUUGCUAGAUCUGUUGUGAAAAUGGUAAAACCUCAAGACAGGAUUUCUAUUUUCGGCUGCAUCAGUUAUUGCAUGUAACCAACCUAAUGCAACUUAUAGUAGCAACAAAAUUACCGACAUGCCGUGCCCAGCGCUGCUUGUGAUCCCUCUGUGAAUUCUUGCCUUCAUAGGACAAUUAGAUAUUGCUGUUAGACAUACUCUAGUAGCAGUAGUAAAUAGGUGAUUUGUCUUUGCUGCAUUUAUAGGAAAGGGAGGCUUAAACUGCAGAAGGCAAUUGGUUGCGCUUGUCCUUUUUGCUUUUUACAGGUCUUUUUAUUUGAUUAACAGAAAUAUUUUAUUCUUUAAGGUUUUUGUACCGUUGUGGAUCAUAGUUGGGAGAUUUUGAUGGGUUAUGGGUACAGCGCAAUGGCCCUGAAGAAGUGCAUGUACAAAUCAUUGGUUCUGUUUGAUGGUUUGUACAUAAGCUGGGAGUUGUAAAUCAGCACCAUCAGAAAAAUAGGAUUUUGAGCUCAGAAACUAAGGUUCUGAUUCAUUAUAAUCUUGUUGGCGAGGAAGAAGCAGCACUGUCCAUUUAUACCUACUAGAGAACGAGACAGUUGAAUGACUGCUUAUAUAAACAGCCUAUAGCACUGGUGGGCUUUCUGAGCUGAUGCGGUGGGCUCUGAGCACGAAAGGGACACAGGUUCCUCAUAGUUAUACUUGGCUGCUGUUGUUUGUUGGCUUAUCCCCACUGUUUUUGUUGGCAUAGUAAAUAUAUUGGUGCUGAGUGAGAUAUUGUUUCUCCAUAUUUGGUCAGAAACUAAACUGCACAUACGUAGGGGUGAAGGAGGCGGUAAAUUGGGUGCCCUCAGGUUGAGUGGUAGAAUCUCUGCUUCCUAAGAAACUUUGGCAGCAAGUGACAAGAUCUAAAUGGUUUAUGAAGGUCCCUAAUUAUUUUGCAGUUAUUCCUGUUUGUUAUGUAGUUGGUGGACUAUGGCCCUACUUGUGAACUCUGUUUUCGCCCACUGUUGAGAAUACCAGCACCCUUUAUCAAAGGGUGAAAAUUGUGUCCUCCCCCUUGAUACAUAUGCAUCAAAAAGAUCCUAUACAUGUGAAAAUAUGCUGUAGAGAGCUCCGUUUUCACCCGUUUGGAAAUAUGCCCUGCCUUCUCAAAGUUGUUUAGAAAGGGUGGAAAUAGAGUUCACACCAGUUCAAUAGAGGGGAACUGCACAGCGCUCUCUUCACUUUUAUAAGAUGUGUAGAGGCAUAUUCAUCAAAAGGUGGACUGUAUUGUCACCAUGACAAAUAUGCCCGUAAGUGUGCUGGUAUUGUUAGCAGAGAAGUAUAGCAUGCACACACUAUAGAUUUCAAUGCUGAGUGUCAGGAUAUGAGGAGCUAGCCCAGUUUCAAGCUAUAGUGGAGAUGAGUUGUGGUGGGGGCAGUUUCUGGCUCCUGUGGUAGCUGUAUAGGGAGGUACAAAGUGCCUCUGUUUUCUGUUUACCAGCAUUGUCGGAUCACACAUCCAUCUGACAUACCUUUAGUGCCCAAUCCCUACUAUGUUCUGCCACAGAUGUUUCUUAUACAUAACUAUCCACCCCCCUUGCUGUUGCAGGAACAAAAUUGAAUAGAACUUUUCUUUAAAAAAUGUUUAAUUCAAUAUGGCACUUACUUUAAAGGGUAACUAAACCCUUGCACUUAUGUCUUCUCUACAGCAUGUAUUAAUAUAGCAGUGCCUGCCCAGAGGUGCAGCAACACCAUGGCAUAAUGCUGACUGCCAUCUAAACAUACCCCCUUGUACAUGGCUGAUUCUUCAUCUCUCAGCCACAGAAGUAUUUACUAAGAGGACAUGAUUGUUUUGUGCUUUUGUCCUUUUAUAAUCCGCAGUACAAGCAGGGGUUCUUUUUAGGCAACUGUAUUGUAUUUACCUUUAAUGUUGGACUCCUCCUCCAAACCACCCUGACAAGGCUGGGCAAUAAAUUUAAUAUAAAUGUGACAUCUCUGCCGAACACACCUCAAGGACACUUGGGGUACAAAUCCAGGUUUACUUAAUGCUGGUUAUAUAUUUUUUAAGCCCAAGAAUGUGAUAUGAAUCUUGUAUUUGACGGCUUUCAGGUCUCUUGUUAUUCAGCUCUACUUUUGCCACUAGUGACCAGUUAACACUCAGCAGCAGAUGAAAGGGCUGGUUCACCUUCAAGCUAACUUUUGGUAUGUUAUAGAACUUUUCAAUUGUCUUCAUUUUUUGUUCCUGAACUAUUUACCUUCAUCUUUUGCCUCUUUUCAGUUCUCCAAUGCGGGUCACGGACCCCUGCAGCGAAAAAAACUAUUGCUAUUGUAUAGGUAUUGCCAAUUUUUAUUGCUUAUCUUGCUAUGCAGUCCCCUUACUAUUCAUUUAGUGGUUCAUUUAAGCAACUGCCCAGUUGUUAAGGUAUAUUGGACCCUAGCAACCAGAUAGCUGCAGAAAUAGCAAAUUUCAAAUUGUCUCAGAAUAUUACUACAUCAUAAUAAAAGUUCAGUUAUAGGAAAACUAACCUGUUAAAGAAAUGGCCACGGAUCGGCAAGUGUAUUUUUGCACUUCUUAUAAUCAAGAUGGGCCUUUACCUUAAAGGGCACCCUGAAAUUGCUUCCCUUGCCAGAGGUGCGGGCUAAUAGAGCCUACAAUCCGGUUGGAGGAAACAACAGUUAAAAAAAAAAACAAGAAAACUCCCUACAGCACUAGGCUGCCCGCACCAGCCAGUAGGGAGCUCCUGGGGCAGGCGUCCAUGUUGUGACACAGACAUUCGCUUAUCUAGCAAGUGCCACAACCCGAUCAUUAAGCGCAUGUGUGUACUGUAGGUGGGUGAGUUGCAUCCACGCAUGGAGCUGUACUCAUUAUGUACAUGGCUGUCUGCACCGGGAGCUCCCUCCUGGUUGGAACGGGCGGCCUAGCACUGGUGGGGGCUGUUUUAAAUAUAUAUAUAUAUAUAUAAUUGUUUCCCUCUACUGGAGUGUGGGCUCUAUUAGCCCUGGUGGGGGGAAGCAAUUUCAUUGUGAUAGGUGCCCUUGAAUAGGGGGUGAAUGCAUGUCAGGAGCAUUGUAAAGACAAUAAAAUGUAUGCAGCUGUGAAUGCAUUUCAUGGAGGGCCAAUUUACUGUGUUUAAAAUGCACUCGAGCUAUAUUACAAGCACCCAUGUGUAUGUAACCAAAAAAAGCUGGACUGCACCAUAAGUGAGUCAUUGGUAAUGUGCAACCCCAACUGGGUGGCUGUAGGUUGCCAAUGUCCUCGUUUAAAAAAAAAAAAUGUUUAACCUAUUUGCUGCCAGAAUGCUGGAAAUCAUUUGAGCUGGCUGUAGACAAUGUAAAACAAUCACAUUUUUUUUGUAUAACAGGGAGAUGUGCAAAUACUGAAGGGUAACUGAAGCAAUUGUCUAUUUAUCUUUAUUCUGCAUUUUUAUUUUCUCUUACCUGAAACAUUCCAGUAUCCAAUCUGGUUGGCUGAAGAGCAGAAAUAGUUGUCAGAAACAGAUGAUAUCAAUGCAGGUAACACUGAGGAGAGAAAAAAAUGUCUAUGUAUUUACAAAUACUAUAUGAAAUGUAAAUAUUAUAUUUUUAUGAUUGUUAAAAAUAAAGUCUGCUUUAGAAAAAGA
Molecule: messenger RNA, 6116 nt
Organism: Xenopus tropicalis (tropical clawed frog)
Lineage: Eukaryota; Metazoa; Chordata; Amphibia; Anura; Pipidae
Gene: tpra1
Product: transmembrane protein, adipocyte asscociated 1
Exons: 11
Coding region: 188-1414 (408 amino acids)
Cellular component (GO): membrane
Source: RefSeq, a predicted model, not a curated record